GACCGCGCUGAGAGAAUCAGCGAGGGUGAUGCAGCAACUGCACUCGCCUAUCUAGAAUCAAAGAAAAUCACAGACCCACACUUCCUCCUCCGAUACACUACUAAUGAGGAAAAAAUGAUCCAUUUUUUAUUUUGGGCUGACAUCAUUUGCAGAGCCGACAUUUCGUGUUUUGGAGAGUUGCUCGCAUUUGACACAACGUACCUAAAAAACAUUUACAAUAUGCCACUGGUAAUUUUUACAGGUACGCCAUCCUAGUAUGCCCUCUAAGUAUUAUCCUUUGCUUUGUUGUUUGAAGACACAUAAUGGCAUCUAGAAAAUAGCAACAUAAAUUGCUAAUUAAGAUACAAACUUCGAAUAACUUUUCCAAUGUGUGGGUUUUGAGCCUUCCUCUUUUACUUAUGAUUCGCUUCUUUUUUUAUUCGAGGAUUGUGGAGGCUGCUAGCUAUUUCUAAUUCCUAUCUAGCAAUAAACAACAACUACUAGUUUGUGAUUUAAUGUAAAAAUGUCUUGAACAUGGGGUUUGAAAACAUUAAACAAAAGUAACACAAGUUUCUGAUUAUAUGAACUCUACCAUUGUUUACAUAUUCCUCACAAUUUUAGCUUUUCUCUUGAUGGUCAAAAGAUUCUGAUUUUUCCGAGUUUCUGUUUGACAUUGUAGGUAUCAACCAUCACUUCAAAACUUGCUUAUUCGGGAGUGCACUGUUGCCCAAUGAGACUGACGAAACCUAUAUUUGGGUGUUGAAGAUAGUGAAGGAAAUGUUGGGGGACAUUCCGCUACGUACAGUUGUCACGGAUGGGGAUAAAGCAAUGAGGAAAGCUAUUGCUAAUGUGUUUCCAAAUGCAACACACCGGCCAUAUGCAUGACAUUUGUCCAAGAAUAUCACUGGCAGGGUGAAGAAUUGACCCGACUUUGAACCCCGAUGGAAGAUUUAGUAACUGCUGAGUACGAGCCAGAAGAAUUUGAGGAGAAAUGGAAUGCAUUGGUAGAGGAAUGCGAACUCCAGAACAACCAAUGGGUGUCGAAAAACCUAUUUGGGAGACGCAACGAAUGGGCGGACACAUACUUGCGCUCACAUUUCUUUGCUGGGUUGACAACCACAUCAAGAUGUGAAAGCAUAAAUGCGGUUGUUGCAAGGUAUGAAAAUGAGAGGUUCUGUUUGCUUGACCUUUUCACUCAAUACGACCCGUGCCUCAAGGACAUGAGAGAGACAGAGAUUAGAUUAGAUUUUGAGUCUAAUUAUGGUGUAGUUCCAAUAAAGAAUUCAAUCCUAAAUCCCCUCGAGCAAAGUGCAACAAAGCUUUUCUCAAAGGCUGCAUUUCUUUUGUUAAAAAAUGAGUUGGAGGAGGUUAAUGGAGUCAUUAAGGGUAACCAAACUGAAGAGGGGAACCUACACACCUACACUGUUACCAUGUUCAACAAAGAGAAGGUCAUAGAGGUGAAAUACAACAUUGAAACAAGCAAUAUGGAGUGCAGUUGUCAAAAGUUUAAGAGUAUUGGGAUACCCUGCGUUCAUAUGAUCUUUGUUCUCAAAGAAGAAAAAGUGAAGACUAUUCCUGAAAAACUGGUACUCAGACGUUGCUCGAAGAACCCAAAGUCCCUAAACACUCUGCCAGAACCAAGUACAUUGGGGGAUGACAGCAGUUUCAGCAUUAGGUACGAGUCACUACAGUUCAUGGCUCAACGAUUCUGCUUAUUAGGAGCAGACACUCCUCUCUCUUAUCGAAUGGCUCAAGAUGAGUUGACCACAGCGUGUAACAAGUUGGAGAUGGUAAAGAAAAUUCCCGCCGAGAGAGAAAGGUUUGUCAUACCAGACAAGUUCGAAGAUGUAUUGAACCCAAAUCAAGUGAGGUUUAAGGGUUGUAGGAAAGUAAAAGGGAAAAACAACUUAAGAAAAAAAAAGUGUGGGAACUGCGGGCUAAGGAAUGGGCAUUAUAGGAGCACUUGUACUAACCCCCCAGCCGACAUGGUAGAAUCUCAAUCUAAUGAGGAGGAUGACGACGAUGAUAUGGACAAUGAUGGGAACGAUGAUGGGGAAGACGGAGAAGAUGGAGCCGAUGAUGAUGGAGAUGAUGACCAAGGUGGUCAACCCCCAAAGGUAAUUAGCAUCUCUGAUUAUGUGUUCUUGAUAUAGUUAUUAGAGUUAAUAACCUACAGUUGUUAUUUUGUUUUUACCAGAAGCAACGAACGAGCAGGCAUAAUACUACAGGAGAGCCCAUAGGAAAAAGUCAGCCACCACAGAAGGUUAUAUAUCAUUUGUUUAUUCACUAAAUUAUCGAUUUGUUAGAAAUGGCUAUUAGCUUAAGAGUUUAUUUUCCCUCUAACAUAUCGGGGCACGUACUAGGAGCAAUACUAGUCAACAAGAGAAGGGAGCAGAGAGGUGAGCUAAGAAGCAUACAAGACAUAGUGCUGGGAGUACUAGUCGGCAUGAUGAUCGUCCAGGCGAUGAACAUCAACUAGUACUUUUCCAAUCACACUAAUGAUUUAACCAGCAAGAUUAGAUGAUUCUUUGUGUUGGAAGUUACAUCUUUAAUAUUAUUUUGGUCAGCUACAGAAACAACAAUAGACUAGAACCCGUGGUGGAAAGAACAGAAGCAUUAAGAAAAACAAAUGAAGGUC
This is a messenger RNA of Linum trigynum, 2617 nucleotides long. The record is from the annotation of a GenBank genome assembly. NCBI's taxonomy places the organism in Eukaryota, Viridiplantae, Streptophyta, Magnoliopsida, Malpighiales, Linaceae.